AUGUGGUAUGGGAGGAAACUGUUAUGGGCACGCCAACUUGAAGCACUCCCAAAACGCUAUGAGGAGUUACGAGGGAGCUACAAAGUGUUCGAGAAGGCCCGGUGUGAGCAGUAUGCGAUCCGCACCGGAGUUGCGAUUUCUUUACUUAAAAAACAUGUUUUCGGCUCCAGUAAUAACCCCCAGGGCGUCAAACCUCCGGAGGGGACUCCUUUUGGGCUGGAGUACCUAUAG
Molecule: messenger RNA, 231 nt
Organism: Morchella importuna
Lineage: Eukaryota; Fungi; Ascomycota; Pezizomycetes; Pezizales; Morchellaceae
Exons: 3
Coding region: 1-231 (76 amino acids)
Source: RefSeq, a predicted model, not a curated record